Baudoinia panamericana UAMH 10762 is the source of this 1557-nucleotide messenger RNA. RefSeq lists its product as uncharacterized. The coding region runs from base 165 to 1394 and encodes 409 amino acids. Gene Ontology annotation, cellular component: cytosol; COP9 signalosome. Lineage: Eukaryota; Fungi; Ascomycota; Dothideomycetes; Mycosphaerellales; Teratosphaeriaceae. The record is from RefSeq and is a predicted model, not a curated record. The transcript has a single exon.
AUUUCGAGAUGCCGCUAGCCAACGGUCCGUAACGGCGGUAAGGUAUGCACGAUUCCCGCCACCUAUCGAUAAGAGCUCUAUGCUUCCCCCGUCAACAUCAUCAACAGUGAUCACAGCUUCCCAGUCAAUAUUGCUACUGGCAGCGCCAUCAUCCAAAGUCUGAAAUGGCCUCAUCAGAGAUCAAUACGCAGCUCAGCCAGGCGGAGCGUGCAAGCCCACAGCAACGUACAGACGCAUAUGGCAGCCUUCUCAGCCACAUCAUAUCACAAAAUGGCAGCCAACUUCCGGCAAAUCUAAUUGCCUAUGUACAAAGCAUACUCUCCGACAGCAUUGGUGUUAUUCACUCACGUCCGCUUCUCUCAGCCUUUGUUGAGCAAUACCGCAAUGUUCAUAACAAUGAAGCCAAGAUCGAAGCUGGCAACGAAAUCGUGCAACUCCUCGCCCCUCGCGUCGUAAGCUACGAACAGCAAGACACUGAGAUCAAGUUCAUCUUAGCAGACGCCUACGAAGCAGAGGAUGACUUCAUCAACUCCGCCAAGACCUUGCAGACCAUCACUCUCGACUCCAGCCAGCGCAACGUGACCGACGACGAGAAGGCAAGGGUCUGGAUGCGCAUAUGCCGCUGCUAUCUGGAAGAAGACGACCCGACGAACGCUCUCACUUACCUCAACAAAGUCAAACAGGUCAUCUACAGCGUCACCGACCAACCUACUCGGCUGCAGUUCCAGCUAAGUCAAGCACGCAUCUUCGACAGCCAGCGCAGUUUCCUCGAUGCGUCAACAGCCUACCUCGCUCUCUCCAAUGAGAGCAUCAUCGACGAGGAUGAGCGCUUGCAAGCACUAUUUGCCGCAAUCACCACGGCUGUCUUAGCGCCAGCUGGACCGGCCCGUGCUCGACAGCUAGGCAGGCUGUACAAAGAUGACCGUGCGAACGAGACGCCCGAGUACAGCAUCCUCGAGAAGAUCUUCCUUGACCGUCUGCUCUCCCCGUCAGAGGUCUCGGCGUUUGCGGCGAAUCUACGCGAGCACCAGCUCGCCAAGACAAGCGACGGCAGCACCGUCCUCGACAAGGCGGUACUAGAGCACAACCUUUUGGCCAUUUCGCGUCUGUAUCAGAACAUCAGCAUCUCUUCUCUUGGCGCUCUCCUGGGCGUCGAAGCAGACCGUGCAGAGGCAUAUGCUGCAGGCAUGAUUGAGUCGAAGCGGCUGUCUGGAUCUAUCGACCAGAUCGCUGGCGUGAUUCACUUUAACACAGACGGUGGGCAGGACCGGAGUACCAUGGAUUCGCGAGCCUUUGAUGUUAAUGUGCAAGGUCUCGCCGAGGAGGUGGAGAAGGUGGCGACAAUGCUGCAGAGAGCGGAGCCGGCGUUCUACGACAAGAUCAUGGUUGCUUGAUCGCAACGUCUGGGACUCGUAGUGGCACUGCAACAAUCAGAUUCAUGGCCGCGGCUCGCUCGCUUUCGAGUAUAAAGCGUGCGAGGCAAUGUACUAAUAAUCAGAGUGGACGGCCUCGAAUGACAUGGAGGUUUCAAGGCAAAAGCCUCAAGCCGUUAGGAAC